CAUUUUGAGUUUGUUAUUCAUAUUCACAGGCAUUGAAUGCAGACAUGGAGCUGGGAUCCACUGUGUCGGCGGUGAAGAGCACCAGAGUGCUUCUGGGGAACCAACAAGUCGGAUCUGCCAUCAUCCUCAUACGGGAUGGGAAAAUCCAUCAAGUGCUUUCCGCUGAGGAAUUUACAGAGGACGUGGAGCCUUGUUUGCAGGUGUUGGAUGCAGGCGAUAGCGUAGUGAUGCCGGGAAUCGUGGACUGUCACGUUCACGUCAACGAGCCCGGACGCACCUCCUGGGAAGGAUUUUGGACGGCCACCAGGGCGGCGGCAGCAGGAGGAGUCACCACCAUCGUGGACAUGCCCCUAAAUAGCAUCCCGCCAACCACCACGCUGGCUAAUUUACAGGAGAAGUUGCGCGAGGCUACGGGUAAAUGCUUCGUGGACACUGCCUUUUGGGGUGGUGUGAUUCCCGGCAAUCAGCUAGAACUUCAGCCCAUGAUCCAGGCCGGAGUGGCUGGCUUCAAGUGCUUCCUGAUCCACAGCGGCGUGGAUGAGUUCCCUCACGUGAGCCACGGAGACCUUCAGGCUGCCAUGGAGCAGCUGAGAGGAACAGGAAGUGUCCUACUGUUUCAUGCUGAGAAGGAAGUUCAACAGACCAGUGAGAGCAAUGGCGAUCCUCAACAAUAUGACACCUUCCUGCAGUCUAGACCUGACAUCAUGGAAGUGGAGGCUAUCCGCAGUGUGGUACAGCUCUGCACCGAGUACCAGGUACGCUGCCAUGUGGUCCACUUGUCUUCAGCUCAGGCGCUGCCUCUCAUCCAAGAGGCCAAAAAGGGCGGGGCCCCCCUGACGGUGGAGACCACCCACCACUAUCUGAACCUGAGUGCAGAGGGCGUACCAGCGGGGGCCACGCAGUUCAAGUGUUGCCCACCCAUCCGAUCAGCUCACAACCAGGAUCAGUUGUGGGCGGCGCUGAAGGAGGGCCACAUUGACAUGGUGGUGUCGGACCACUCCCCCUGCACGCCUGACCUUAAGAAACUGGACCUUGGAGAUUUUACUCAAGCCUGGGGAGGAAUUUCAUCUCUCCAGUUUGGCUUGCCUCUGUUCUGGAGCGCAGCCAGUCAGAAGGGCUUUCAGUUUGGGGACGCCGUACGCCUCCUGUGCAAAAACACGGCCCAGCUCUGUGGCCUCGGCCAGCAGAAGGGCAGCCUGGCACCGGGUUACGACGCUGACCUGGUCAUCUGGGACCCUGAGAGAGAAUUUGAGAUUAAAGAAGAAGGCAUACAUCAUAAGAACAAGCUAACUCCGUACCUGGGGGUGCCUCUCCGAGGCGUGGUGAGGUCCACCAUCGUGAGGGGACAGCUGGUGUACCGCGACGGCUCCUUCAGCACAGAGCCCCUGGGGAAGACCCUUCUUCUCACCCCGAGAACCAUCCCUCAGGAUGACGCAUGAAGACGAGGACAUGAAACCAAGUAUUUUUAAAAUAUGAUUAUAGCCACAAAAAUAUAUAACCAGACAGUAGAAGCACUAUAUUAGAUGUAGUUACUUCUGACGUUCAUGUUCUGGCUGUCAUGAGAUGGUGAGAGUCCAAGUUAGAAUAUGCUACUUUUUAACCUUUCAAAGAUAAAAGUAUUAACAUAAAUAUAUGAUGGAAUAUGUACCCAUUUUACUAUGUAAAAUAAAUGUAUA
Syngnathus acus (greater pipefish) is the source of this 1676-nucleotide messenger RNA. Its product is annotated as zgc:103559. NCBI's taxonomy places the organism in Eukaryota, Metazoa, Chordata, Actinopteri, Syngnathiformes, Syngnathidae. Gene Ontology annotation, biological process: allantoin catabolic process; purine nucleobase catabolic process. The record is from RefSeq and is a predicted model, not a curated record. The transcript is spliced from 11 exons. The coding region runs from base 45 to 1439 and encodes 464 amino acids. Gene Ontology annotation, molecular function: zinc ion binding; allantoinase activity; cobalt ion binding. Gene Ontology annotation, cellular component: cytoplasm.